This is a messenger RNA of Carya illinoinensis, 2427 nucleotides long. Its product is annotated as LOB domain-containing protein 36-like. The record is from RefSeq and is a predicted model, not a curated record. Lineage: Eukaryota; Viridiplantae; Streptophyta; Magnoliopsida; Fagales; Juglandaceae. The transcript has a single exon. Bases 253 to 1233 code for a protein of 326 amino acids.
AACAAGACUAUUAGGUAAGUUGUUGGAGAGCUGGUUUAUCAUUUGGAUUUCUGCAAUUAUUCAGUCGAGCUGUAUCUUCUACAUCAUUAUCCAUAUCUUUAACAGAAGCAAGCCCACUUCGCCCUUUCGUUUUAUCUACGUGAUUUCUCUUUCCGAUGGCUUCCUCUUAAUUAUUAUUAUUAUAAACAAACACGGACUCUCUCUCUAUUUUUCAGGGAAUUUAUUCGUCUUUUUAAGAUCUUGAGAGGCAAAAUGUCGUCAUCGUACACUCCCUGUGCAGCGUGCAAGUCCAUGAGGCGGAAGUGCACGCAGGAGUGCUCGUUCGCUCCGUAUUUCCCGCCGGACCAGCCCCAGAAGUUCGCCAAUAUACACAAUGUCUUUGGCGCCUGUAACGUGAGCAAGCUUCUCAACGAGCUCCACCCCUCGCAGCGCGAGGACGCCGUGAAAUCGUUGGCAUACGAGGCAGAAACUCGUCUGUUGGACCCCGUGUAUGGUUGCGUUGGCCUCGUCUCGAUGCUUCAGCAUAGAGUGAGACAGGUUCAAACUGAUAUUGUCCGUGCCAGGAUAGAGCUUGCUAGCUACAUUGGGCCGCAGGCCGCAAUGGUCCCCCUUGUGCAACAGUACCCGGGGAUAGGGUAUAUGCCCCAACAGCAUGAGCAGCCGGGCAAUCCUUCGUCCUCGGUUGUUUUACCCCAACAGCAGCAGGGCAAUCCUUCGUCCUCGGCUGUUUUACCCUACAACAUGUCGCCAAUGCUUGGGAUUCCUGUCAGGGCUCCGACGCGUGGUGGGGCAUUGGUGAUUCGCGAGCCCAGGCCCCAACACCAACCGCAGCACCAGCACCACCAAUAUCAGUUAUUUGAGGCACAACAAUUGGCAGCGGCUUCGGCUGCGGCAGCGCAACAAGAACUUUUACUGGCUUAUGAGCAGCAGCAACAACUGCUGCAGCACAUGCAUCUGCACCCGAACCAGCAAAAACCAGAGCUUGUAAUGUUCAACAGAUUAAUCGACCCAGCGGCCGUAGCGGGCAGUUCGGGCACUGCUAGUGGGUUCAACCAGAUGAAUCUUGCCAUGUCGCCUUCGUUAACUCUGGGCGCAUAUGAGAACCCUUGCGAGAUUGAACUACAGCAAGGGGAACAACAAGGCCCUUCUGAUCACCACCAUCAACUUGAGGCGCAGCUCUUGCUCCAAUCACAACAGGCACAAGCAAAUCGAAAAGGCAAGCAAAUCGUGUAGCAGCCUGAGGUUGAUAGCAAGGAGAGUACUGUUGGUCUGUCCUGCUGAUUUUUUCUUCACCGAAUGCCUUUAAACACAUUCCCGUUUUUCAUCAAGUCGAAUUUCAUUCUAGGUAUGCGCACAUUGAUCUCUAUUUCUUUCUACUCCUGGUUUAUACAUGCAUAGCGCUGUUAGGAACCCUAAAUGCAAAUGAAGUGAUCAAGUCGAAAGAGGAAGGGGUUUCUGAGUUCAACAGGUCGAAGUGAAGGGUUUGAAGUUUCUUAACAGGGAAUGGAGUCGUUGAAGAUGGAUGAAGUGCAAGAAUAAGUAGGAACUCAAAGCUCACCGUUUUGGUAGUGGAGAGCUGCAAUCGUUUAGCCUUUUUAAUAAGCAAACUGUCGUUUAUUUCAUAGUUGUAAAACGCAACGUUUUAAACGGUGCACUUUAGUUGCUGUUAUUUCCAUUUCCUGCUUUGUAUGUGACUUUAUCAAACGUGCAAGACUUAGUUACAGGAGAGGGGAAUAUAGGAGUGAAGGGGACAUCAGAAAUGUUUGGCUAGAAUCUUCUUGUAUUUGGAAACAAUUUGGAGAAAGGGACACCUUGAAUGUUCCCAACGUGACGAUACAAUUUCCUUUUUGAGGAAUUUUAUCAAACACUUGCCUUGCAUCCAUUUCCUUGUAGCUUAAAGCGUUUGGGUUACAUGUUUCUUCACCAUUUUACAUCACAAUCAGACUGUAGUGUAUCAAUUAGGACGGUUAUUAACAACUGGUAUCACAAGCAGUCGAUCCUCAUGCCUGAAAACACCAGGGCCCGUCAGCAACAAGAUGGCCUCCAACGUCAGGUAGAUGGCUUAGUUGCAAAUUACCCGGAAAUCAGGGGAAGGAUGGAUCACAUGGAUGAGCGCCUGCAACAGCUUACAGAGCUGGUAACUACCUUGGUCACCAACCUGAUAUGGUUUUCCAUGAGGAAACAAUUUUAUCUGAUGUAAAUACUAAUGGUGUUGUGAAUAAGUUAGGAUUUUCCAUUUUUAUGCAUGUUCCCCAGAGGAAAUGGGGUGGUUUUUUGUGUGUGGCGUUCAAGAAUGGUUGUCGAGCCUGUGCAUAUAUCUAGUAAUGUAAUGACUUUUCUGGUGUAUACUGAUCCUAUUCAUAUACCUUGGCUUCUCAUUCUUGCUUACUGUCCUGCUUAAUAUAAUCAUAAACAAGCUUUUUGGAA